Clupea harengus (Atlantic herring) is the source of this 4117-nucleotide messenger RNA. RefSeq names its product coronin 2Ba (gene coro2ba). Gene Ontology annotation, molecular function: actin filament binding. Lineage: Eukaryota; Metazoa; Chordata; Actinopteri; Clupeiformes; Clupeidae. The record is from RefSeq and is a predicted model, not a curated record.
GAGGAGGGGUUCCUAGCAGCCCUGCUCCUGUUGUAGUAACUGAUUACUUCACUGCACCACUCGACUAGAGCAGCGGCAGGAGCAACAGCAACGACAACAGCAAUUGGCUCCCUCGCUUACUGCAAGAGAGUAACCUGGCCCUCCCUCUUUCUUUCUUUCUCUCUCUCUCUCUCUCUCUCUCUAUCCCUCCUCCUCCUCUGGAUCUCUCUAUCAUUAGGAGACCUGCGCACAGCACAGUAACUCUGCACUCUGCGUUAAGGGAACACGAGCCGGUUCCUCUCUCACUGCCUCUGCAUGACUGUCACAAAGAUGUCAUGGCGCCCGACAUACCGAAGCUCCAAGUUUCGAAAUGUGUACGGCAAAGUGGCCAACCGGGAGCAGUGCUUCGACGGCAUUCCCAUCACAAAGAACGUCCAUGACAACCACUUCUGCGCCGUCAACGCCAAGUUCCUCGCCAUUGUCACUGAGAGUGCUGGAGGAGGAUCAUUCAUUGUCGUCCCUGUCGCCCAGUCAGGACGCAUUGAACCUCACAAUCCAAAGGUUUGUGGUCACCAAGGCAACGUGUUGGAUAUCAAGUGGAAUCCCUUCAUCGACAACAUAAUAGCUUCCUGCUCAGAGGACUCUUCUGUGCGAAUAUGGGAGAUUCCAGAAGGAGGACUGAGGCGGAACAUGACGGAGGCCGUCCUGGAGUUGUACGGACACAGCCGGCGUGUGGGCCUCAUAGAGUGGCACCCCACCACCAGUGGGAUCCUUUUCAGCGCUGGUUAUGACUACAAGAUCUUGAUCUGGAACCUUGAAAUCGGGGAGCCGGUGAAAAUGAUUGACUGCCACUCGGACGUUAUCCUCUGCAUGUCCUUCAACACGGAUGGCAGCCUGCUGGCCACCAGCUGCAAGGACAAGAAGCUGCGCGUGAUUGAGCCUCGGUCUGGCAGAGUCUUACAAGAGGCUAACUGUAAGAAUCACAGAGUAAACCGGGUGGUGUUCUUGGGCAACAUGAAGCGACUGCUGACGACAGGUGUGUCUCGUUGGAACACCAGACAGAUUGCAUUGUGGGAUCAGGAGGACCUGUCCAUGCCCAUGGUAGAGGAGGAGAUAGAUGGCCUGUCAGGGCUCUUGUUCCCCUUUUAUGACCCAGACACACACAUGUUAUACCUGGCUGGAAAGGGAGAUGGAAACAUCCGUUAUUAUGAAAUCACCACAGAGAAGCCAUACUUGAUGUAUCUAAUGGAGUUUAGAUCCCCAGCGCCUCAAAAAGGACUAGGUGUCAUGCCAAAGCAUGGGCUUGAUGUAGCAGCCUGUGAAGUCUUCAGGUUCUAUAAGCUGGUGACCCUGAAGGGACUGGUGGAACCCAUCUCCAUGAUUGUACCAAGAAGGUCAGAGACAUACCAGGAGGACAUCUAUCCCAUGACUGCUGGCACUGAGCCUGCCAUCACAGCUGAAGAGUGGUUAAGUGGGAUCAACCGAGAUCCUGUGCUUAUGUCGCUGAAAGAGGGCUACACUAGACCCAACCAGCUUGUCUUCAAAGCUCCUGUAAAAGAAAAGAAGAGUGUGGUGGUUAAUGGGAUUGACCUGCUGGAAAACGUGCCACCCAGGACAGAAAACGAGCUUCUGCGGAUGUUCUUCAGACAGCAGGAGGAGCUGCGGCGGCUGAAGGAGGAACUCACCCAGAAGGACGUUAAAAUAAGACAGCUGGAGCUGGAGCUUAACAACCUGAGGAACAGCCCCAAUAACAUAUGACCAGAGGACCGAGCCUCGGGGCAGAGCCUGGCCACCUAUGAGAUAUUACUCUGAGCCCCUGGCACUGCUGAACCCGACGGCGCAUGGCCUCCUUCCCCUCCAUUUAGCAUGCCCAACAGGGGCAUUUGUUCUCACUAGGCGAUGCCACUUCCCUGGCGUAUGCUCCAGCAACUUUUUCAGGGGUAGAGAGAUUCCCUCCCCAUGAACCAAUGCUAACCUCUUUCUCUCUCUCACCUAUGGCCUGAGUUUCCCCACUGCCAGUUGAGCUGCAGUGAGCUCCAUCUCCAGUUGUGGAGCCGUGUGAUAUUUGCACCCAUAGGUGUGCACGUGAACUGUAUAAAGAUGGAACACAAGUCAGUUUUACUACAGGGCUUUGCUUUUCCUUUUCCCCAUGAAUGUCUCAACUGCAAAAGUUGACAUCUGGAUUUGAAUGGCUUUCAUCAGCUAUAUUAGCCUGUUUUUGAAGGUAGAUGAUUUUCGGUCUCUGUCUGUAUCUUCCACUUGGCUCUGAAAUUUUAGUAUUUUAGCUUUACUAUGGUAAUUAUUUAUUUUGAUAUGUUCUUUUGUUUAAGGCUCUGUUCUUUGUAGUCGAGUUCAUCUCAGUAAAUACUUACUGACAACAAAGAAUAGGACCAUAAUUUACAGGUAUAUCUCAGUAACUCCUCAAGAGCAAAGACUCUGAAAUGAACUGUGCCGGUGAUGUCUCUUAUUGGUAAGGACCUUCAUUGGAAGCCAGUGCCAUGUGCCAAGACCAAGGUAAUGUUGUCAACAUGUUGGUGGGCAAACCAUACUUCUUAAGGAAAUCACAAAAUUUGGCUUCCGUACAGUGAACUCACUGAAGUCAUAUGAGGUGUUCUGUAUGCGUAAUGUUCUUCUCUAACCAUAUUUACUUACCAAGUGGGAAAGUGAGAGCGUUUUAUCCGUUCACAAAUGCUGACAAAACAAGGACAACAGUAGAAAGUAAUUUAAAGGUAUUUACAUAAUAGAAGUAGUCAUAAAGAAAGGUGGGGGCUCACACAGAUGAUAGUGACACAGAACAUGUUCAAUUGAGCAAAGUAAAACAAUGAAAGUUUUGAUCACCCUACAUAGCUGUAUGCAAAAAUUUUCGCUUUUUUUUUUGCAGUUGCAUUUUACCUUAGAUUUAAAUUAAAUGUGGGCUUCUCUCCCAUAGUCACAAUCUGGAAAUCUAUUAAUUUAGGUUUCAUCACUUCACAGUGCAUCCACAACAUUUAAAUUGAACUAGACUGUCAGAAUCUCUCAUGUGAUAAUUAUUUGACCUGAAUAUAUCACCAAAUGUGUACAUGAGUGUGUUAUUCAGGUUUAGAUUCUACAUAUGAUGUGUAUCCACAUAAUAUUGUGUGUUAUGUUAUUGCCAGUCAAUUUUCAAACCCUGAAACGCUAACCUUUGAUUAUUGCAUUACAAGUUUGUCUUGGGAUUUUACACAUACAACUUAAAAACACAUAAAACAGAUUCACUACACACUUUAGGUGUUGAAUGCCUCAAUUUAAAUUUGCUUUGAUACACAGAUGGAACUGCCUAGCAGGUAGCUUAUUCAAACAUUAUGAAUAUAAACAAACAAUUGACACAUGAUGGAUCAUAUAAAGUAUGGGAGGAAGAACAAGAAGGUAAAAGUUUUUCCUCAGUUCUUUGAAACAACCAUCCCCAUUUGCUGAGGAGCACAACUUGGUUAGUGGAGGUAGAGGUAAUUGGUGGAAUCAGCAGGUUGUAUGGAUGGGACAAAAAACAUGGCAGGUCUUUUACUCUGAACCUCUGCAUGAAAUAAACUUUGAGGACAUGCGUAACAAUACAAUAGCCUGGCCCGGCCACCCAAGCAUCAUCACCAACUUGAAGACUAUCGCAGUAUCUGGCAGUGAUUUUUGCUGCCAGUUAUCACUGAAUCCAGCAAGAUGGUUGACAUAGUUGCUUCAUUUAAACACAAGACUGAGCUUAUAAAGGUUUCUGUUAAAACAAAUCACCGGUCGAAAACUAAGAACACUGCAAAUUUCAACACAAAAUUCGCUAUUAAUGGUACAUCCUGUAACCUCAUGACGCUAAUAGGCCUACACUGUUUUGUGUAAAUAAAUGUGUUGUACGUCCUGGUUUGUCUCAGAAGUUGUAAGAUUUCAUAGUUUUCAAGCUUCUGGCAGGUUUAUACCACUGUGCUUAUUUCUUUCUCCACUGUUUUCUUCAAGAAUUCAGAUCAACUGCAAAAUGCUCUGAGGUCUUAGGUAAAGAGUAAAGCCACAUGUACAGUUAGAACACAACGUGGCAGUUGGGUAUUAAUCUAAUUCUACCAUUAAUUUCCUUUGGAUCUCUGGCCUGUGCUACCUGUGUGGACACUAGAAUAAUAAUUCUAUAUUCACCCAAUGAAACCCUGAA